Molecule: messenger RNA, 8401 nt
Organism: Lepus europaeus (European hare)
Lineage: Eukaryota; Metazoa; Chordata; Mammalia; Lagomorpha; Leporidae
Gene: RBMS3
Product: RNA binding motif single stranded interacting protein 3
Exons: 15
Coding region: 735-2048 (437 amino acids)
Cellular component (GO): nucleus; ribonucleoprotein complex; cytosol
Molecular function (GO): poly(A) binding; mRNA 3'-UTR binding; poly(U) RNA binding
Source: RefSeq, a predicted model, not a curated record
UCCCUGGAGAGGCUCUCUUGGUUCCACCCACCGGCUGGAAGGAGGGGAAGUGAAUGAAAGGACAGGACAAGCCCCGAACACCAUGUCACUCUGGGAGGGAGACAGCAGCAACUAAGCUGUGCAAGGUUUUUUUUUUUUUUCCUUUUUUUUUCUUUUUCCCCUUUCUUUUUCUUUCUUUCUUUUUUUUUUCCUUGUUUCUUUCCCUUCUUUCUCUUUCUUGUUUUUGUUUCCUUCUUUUUCUUUAAGGUGGGGGAAGAGACAAACAGGAGACAGGAAGCAGAUCUUGAAGAAUUCGGAGUUGUGCUAAAAGGACUUUGAUUUUUUUUUUUUCCCUCUUACAAACGCUGGCAAUUGACAUCACUACAGCUUGGUUAGAGAGGAAACUGCCUCAUCCCAAGUGGAGCCCGGCAGCUCGGAGAAGCCAGGCAAGAUCCGGGAGGCUGUGUGUGCCUUUUUUUUUUUUUUUCCUACAGAUUCCACUCCCCACCUUUUCUUUGGUUGGUUUUUUUUAUUUUUAUUUUAUUUUUUUUAAUUUUUGGGGUGUGUGUGUUUUUGUUGUUGCUGCUGUUUUUUUCAAAUUCUUGCUGUGUCGGAACUAGCGAGCAGUGGAGUCUCCGAAGCCUCCCCAGUCAUCCGGACUGUCAGGAAUAGUGGUUUGAGAGGAAGCUCGCUCGGCCUGGGGCACUAGACCCUGUCAUCCAGUUCCCUGCCUCGGAGACUAAGAUUCCAGCUACAUGGGCAAACGCCUGGAUCAGCCACAAAUGUACCCCCAGUACACUUACUUCUACCCUCAUUAUCUCCAAACCAAGCAGUCCUAUGCACCAGCUCCCCACCCCAUGGCUCCUCCCAGCCCCAGCACAAACAGUAGCAGCAACAACAGCAGCAACACCAGCAGCGGGGAACAGUUGAGUAAAACCAACCUGUACAUUCGAGGCCUUCCACCAGGCACCACUGACCAGGACCUGAUCAAGCUGUGCCAACCGUAUGGAAAAAUUGUAUCCACAAAGGCAAUUCUUGACAAAAACACCAAUCAGUGCAAAGGUUAUGGCUUUGUAGAUUUUGACAGUCCUGCAGCUGCACAGAAGGCAGUGGCGUCUCUCAAGGCUAACGGUGUGCAGGCACAGAUGGCCAAGCAACAAGAGCAAGAUCCAACAAACCUAUACAUCUCAAAUCUCCCCAUUUCUAUGGAUGAGCAGGAACUGGAGAAUAUGCUGAAACCCUUUGGACACGUCAUCUCUACAAGAAUACUAAGGGAUGCCAAUGGAGUCAGCCGAGGUGUUGGUUUUGCCAGAAUGGAGUCUACUGAAAAAUGUGAAGUGGUAAUUCAACAUUUUAAUGGGAAAUACCUGAAAACACCGCCAGGCAUCCCAGCCCCCAGUGAGCCUUUACUGUGCAAAUUCGCAGAUGGAGGACAAAAGAAGCGCCAGAAUCAAGGCAAAUAUACCCAGAAUGGGAGGCCGUGGCCCAGGGAAGGGGAGGCUGGCAUGGCUCUGACUUAUGACCCCACAGCUGCCAUACAGAAUGGAUUUUAUUCUUCACCGUACAGUAUUGCAACCAACCGCAUGAUUCCUCAGACAUCUAUCACGCCAUUCAUUGCUGCUUCCCCUGUCUCCACAUACCAGGUCCAGAGUACUUCAUGGAUGCCUCAUCCGCCAUACGUUAUGCAACCAACAGGUGCUGUGAUUACACCAACAAUGGACCAUCCUAUGUCAAUGCAGCCAGCAAACAUGAUGGGUCCCCUGACACAACAGAUGAAUCACCUGUCAUUGGGCACAACAGGAACGAUUCAAUCCCAAGACAGGAUUAUGAUACUCCACCAGCUGUUGUGUCAGUAUAUGACUGCGGCCGCUCCUAUGCAAGGGACCUACAUUCCCCAGUACACGCCUGUGCCUCCGACAGCUGUUUCUAUCGAAGGUGUUGUUGCUGAUACCUCUCCCCAGACAGUGGCUCCUUCAUCCCAGGACACCAGUGGUCAGCAGCAACAGAUAGCAGUGGACACAUCCAACGAACACGCACCUGCAUACUCUUACCAACAGUCUAAACCAUAAACGGAAUUGAAGAAUGUCCAUCAAAACUUUGCCUUGAAUGAAGAAACUUCAUUGAACAAGAAGUUGGCUUCCAGUUUGCACAGGCGUCAAAGAAGGCUUUUUGUGUGUUUUUUUUUUUAUAUACUUUACUUAAUGACAACAAAGUUUUUAUGUGCUGUGCAAAUGGUUCCUUCAUGUGGUCUUACAGUUUAUUUUUGCAAUGUUAUUUUUUUUAAUUAAAAGAAAAAAAUUCCCAGAAGAGGGAAAAAAAUCAACAAAACAAAACAUUGACGUGUUAUCCAGAAGAAUAUUUGAAUUCAGAAUUUACCUGAAGGUGUAGAUAGAUUUUUUUUUUAAACAAGAAACCUGAUGUCAAGAGGUAGGCAAACACAAAUGAAAACGAGUUGUCUUCCUCAGUAAUUAAGCUACUCUGUCUCUCUUCUCUUUUCUUGUUUAAACCUGGUGGGUUUUGUUUUUUAUUAUUUUAUUUUUUUCUUAGAAAUAUUUAGGUAAGGUUUAUCUUGAAUCUUAAUUGCCUUAAUUUUAAGGACGUCAAAGGCUCUCAAGGCAAGCUGUCAACGUCUUGUUAAAAAUAAAUCAAGAAAGAAUUGAAAUAUUGUGCCAGCUUUAACUGGUACGGAAGUUUAAGACUAUGAGUUUUUAGGGUGAAAAAAACUGUACAGUUUAAAAGAAAAUGUUUUUCUUCAUUUGAAGAAAAUUUGUUGAUAAAAGAAACCAUGGCAACUGCAAGAAUUGGGAAAAUGCUGGGACUUUUCAUGAACUUUGUCUUAAGUGUUGACACGAAUCAUUCUAGAAGGCUAAAACAUUUUAUGAUAAAGUUAUUAAUGUUGGUUUAAAAACAACUGCAUUAGAAAUAAUGCGUGUUUGGGGGGCAGAAUGCAGAUUUUUUUUAUUUACAAAGCGUGAUCGCUAGCAAAAGCAUUAGUGCUUUUUAUCUGCAGUCUUUUUUAUGAGCUUUACAAAGUUUUUAGUCAGCUUUGCUUGUCACAUUGCAAAACCUAGCUUAAGAGCAUUAAAAAAAAAACUUAAGUAGAUAGGAGCUUAUGGUCAAAAAGUGCAAAAAAAAAAAAAAAACAAAAACAAAAACAAAAAAAGCAAUAGAUAGAGAAAUUGUUGACAAUUUCUGUAGUCUUUCCUAGUUGUGAUCAAAUUCAGCCUAUGGAUGGCCUAUUUUAUACCAAAGAUGAAGUGACACCCUAUUACAGUCCAGAAGAUAGAGGUUGUUUAUCUUUUCUUUCCUUUUUUAAAAUUUUAUUUGACCUACAUGGCCGGACCAGUUUUUCGUUGUUUGUUUAAACUACCUUCCACUGGUGUUUUACAUACUGCAAAAAAAAAAAAAAGAGCUUUGUUUUCUUUUAAUGUGUGUUCAUUGAUAGUAGAAGCUCGCACCUGCUGCAUUCAGCAGUACCAGCAUGAAGAAUUCUGGAUACAAACGGAUAUCAAGCGGCUUAAAGUUCCAUGAGCUUUUCUGGUUCCUUGCUGGAAACCUGUAUUGAUGGCCACCAAUAAGCCAAGACACUUUAACAGGUUGAAAUUUCUUUAUGCGAAUUUUGAACUAAAGCUAAUUCUUGAUCCUGGUCUUAAAGGUCACUUGUCAGAAAUGCUUUGUGAUGUUCUGUGCAAUGGUGGGUGGUCUCCUGAAAAGAUCUCAUAGUAUUUGGAACAAUUGUCUUCCUCCUAAACUCUGAAUCCCCUUGGUUUUGUCAUGUUCUCCCCUCAGUCUUUGUCAUUAUCCACUAUGCAUAGCCACCUUGAUUCCACAGCUGGGGAGGGAUACCUUCCUUUUGCCUCUAUUCAUGGCGUGUUCCCAUCUUGAUGUUACCAGGAGAAAAAGGCAAAAUAGAACUUUUUUCUUUUAGUUUAACUCUCUGAGGCAAGUAGGACCAAUCAAAUUGAGGAUUGUAUGAGUAGAAGUUAGGGAAGCUCUUAAAAUGCUAGUUGACAAUCAAGCAGUUGUAUGAUUCAUAUCAGAGAACCAAAAGAAUUAGGUUUGACCAAUCCUUAAAGCCAAAGGAGAUAUGUUUGCAUUUAGAAUGAUGCAGAACUUUAUCUAAAAAUGAUUUGACUUACUUAGAAAACAUCUCUACAUUUUUGAUUCCUUAAUAUGUACAGUUUUACCUAAAAUUAAGGACAAUGGAACACAACUUUGCUAAUUGAACGACUCACUAGAAUGGCAUUGUGAAUGAGUCAUUUGAAUCCAAUAGGUGAAACUCUUUUACAAACUAGAUAACUCACAGAAAUGUUCCUUAGCCCGUAAGGACGAGAGAAAUGCAUUUAUGGCAAUGUAAAACCGGGUAAAUGUUUAAAAAUUAAACAAUUUAAAAGGUAAACUGUAUCCCCAUUGGGCAUAGAAGUUGAUUCAUAUGAAAUUGCCAGUGUUCUAGUAUUGAAAUAGACUCUGGUUCUCUUAUUUGCAACCCCAUGAAUUGUAAGCUCCAAUCUAGAGAGUGACUCCAUGUCUUAGCAAUCAACGAAGCAAAAGUGUAACAAAGAAAAUGUGAUAGAUGCUACACAGAAAUUUACAUGGCCACACCCAUCCUGUUGGUUUUCUGUGCUGUAGAGAGAAUCCUAGAUUUAUACUUUUCUUCUGUUUCAUCUUCCAGCUGCCCAUGUAAUGUAAGUGUGGCAUUAAUGUUUUAUCUUUGAAAGGAGGGGGCUCAAGUUACACAGGGUAUAAGAAUACAUGUAUGAGAACCAUGUUUUGUUUCUUUUUUUCACUUUCUAAACUCUUUGUAUAAAUAAUUAUCCUGGGCAUAUUUCAUUUGAAUAUGAAAGCAACGUGCUUUCUUUUGUUUCUGUAAAAACAGAAAACAAAAUCCUAAAAACCUACAUAUAUAUUAGUGUGAUACAAAGAAAGCCUCAUUUACACAAUCCACAAUGAGGCUAAGAGGUAGCUACCAUGUGGCUGAUGAAUGUGCCUAGGUAACUUCCUGUUUCUAUUCAAAGCAGAUGAUUUAUUUAUACAUUCAGAAACAUUUUUUUCAACUAUGAAAUUUCAAUAAUCUCAAUUUUUUUAAGUCACUUAAGGUAGAAGGAAAUGACUACCUGUCACUGUAUGUCUCUAUGUGUGUUUUGUGUUUGGGUAGUUUGUGUCAUACCAUUUUAUAAAAUAUAUUAUUUCAAAUGAAAAAGAAAAAAGGCGGGGAGGAAAAUUGCACAUAAUCCCAUUUGCCCGCUUUAUCUAUUAUUUUACCUAAGAAAUGUUUUCAAGAGUCAAGUCUGGGGGACAAUGCAAGAAUCAACAGGUGAGCAGCAUCACGUUGUAUGAAGAAUGGGAGAAACCAAUGACUGUUCAACACAUGCGAUGUCAGAGUACUAAUUUGACCAAUGUGUUAUGAUGAUAUUAUCCUAUUGAGAGCUAUAGUCAUCUUCUAAUCUCAAGUUAAUUUUCCAUUUAUUCUGAUAUAUGCAGUUUUCAAGCAUUUAUUUGGAUAUAUAAUUUUCUUCUUUUGACUUUAAUUUAGCCUAAAUAUCAGGAAACAAACUAAAGCCGCAACCCAACUGAAAUCAAUACCAUCUCUUCCAAACCCUAGUUACCUGGUCAUUGGAAGAGUAGACUUUCAGUUAAUAAUUAUAAGCUAUUUUUGGGAGAAGGUCCCCCAAUUAUAGCAUGUCUUUCAAAGGCCAUAUAAAGCAUCCUCAGUGAACUAAAGGCAACAGUAGCAGGUGCUGGUUAUAAUUUGUCCUACAGGUCUUGAAUAUUGCAGGUGAUUGGAUAUUCUUAAAAAAAAAAAAAAAUUCUCUACCUGACUCCAGUUUGGCCAGGAUUAGUUUGUUUCCUUGGUAUGUUGCAACAGUUCAGAAUAUUGUCUCCAUAUUUCCCUGAAUUAAUUAUUCUUGGGACAUGAGCAGAUCUGCCAUACUUGCAGCGUGUGUCACUUCCAUCCCUGUCUAGUGAAAAACCAUGUUGUGUAAAGAGUGCUCCCCUAGAGAAAGAAGACUGAGUGCUCAAGGGUGAAUGGCGCAGGCAUUAUUUCACUACGAUUACAAAACGUGUCAUUGACCGCAUUGCAGAAUGGCUUUGAAUUGACUUUUAUCUCAUUUAUGACCAGAAGUUCUCCAAAAAUAUUUUAUUUGGGUAGUGGAAUGUCUAUUACCUACCUGCGUAUCUUUCACAGUGGCCUGCAAUCCCCAUUAAGGAAAAGUGAAAUUUGAUUUAAAUAGGACCCUUGCAGGCUUCCUCAUACUGGAAAAGUAUCAAUGGACUGUCUAGACAGAUUAUGAUGUUAAUAAGAGGCUAAAAAUACAUUUGACAAUCCAGUCUCACUCUUAAGUUGAAAACAUGAACCAUACUACAAGAUAAGCAGAGAAAAAUUCUGAAGUGGUUUUCAGUUAUAAAUGUUUUUAUAUGAAUUCAAAUCAAGUGAAGGAACAAUAUGUAUGUGCGUGUAUAACAACAUCCAGCACAUUCGAGGAGUCUUACAUUGUAAUAAAGUUUUAAACCUGGUAUAGGAGCCCGAGCUUUAUUGUUUUGUCCACAGUAGGCAGUGAAGAUGAGAUUUUGUUUUCCAUGUUAUUGCAGCGGGCUUGCUUCAAAAUUUUGAGCUCCUGGAACUGACAACCUCUCACUUCCAUCGGAGGGACUGAUGGAAUUUACACGAGCUCAUUGAUUCUGUGCACUGUACUUUUCCUGUGAGUGGUAAUGGAAUUUCAUCAAUGAAUCAAUUCAUUUUACAAAUGACAUCCAUUUUGGUAUUUGGAGACAGUGGAGUCUGAUGCAAGUUUAACAUUUCUUACCAAAUAGUCUUAAAUAUGAAAUCGGUCCCUUAAUCCAAAUGCUCUUGGUGAUGGCUGUCCUUUGUGGAUUCUGUAGAGUUCAGGAAAGUACAAAGGUUCAAAGCUAAACCUCCAAGUGGCUCAAGCGUUUUAUCAUGUGUACUUACCCCAGGUCAAUGAUUUCUCUUAUACUUGCUUUUAUAUCCCAACACACAGAUGCUCAAUGUCUCACAAAUGUGGAUGGGUGGCUUACUGAUACCCAUUUUUGUUUGCACUUGAGAUGGAAAAUAAUGUAUCAAGAAAAGUUUUCUUCUAGUCAGGAAGGUUUGAAUUUGAAGCCAAGGUGGGAUAAAGCUUGGAGUCUGAGUGAAAUAUCACUAAGCCACUGACUCACCUUUGAGCUUUUCUGAAUAUUCUGAGUUGUGUAAAAAUACAACCACUCUCAUUUUUUGAAGGGCUACUUGAUUGGGUGUGUUUUGUCUUCUCUUUUCAAUCAUUAGGCCUUGGGCUGUUUUCUUUUUAUUUGCAUUUCACCCUGAAGGUAGAAAAAGAAACAAUUGGAAAUAUAAAUUGAAAUCAGUCUAUUUUGUUUCUUGUUUAACAUUGAUUUUUUUUUUUUUUAGGGAGUUUGAAAUCACUGUUAAAUUAUAUGUCUGCACGUCACAUUCUGUGGGCUAUAAUGUCACAUUGGUGGGCUAUAAUGUCCAUUUCCCAUCAACCACAAAUAAUUGAGAGUUGGCUAUAUUGUUGCAGAAUAUAAAAGACAAAACAAAACAAAACAAAACAAAAAAACAAUUGGCUUUAUUUUGGUUUCAUUCACUCUACUGAAUGUAGGGAAGUUGAGCCCAGUUUCUGUUAUGAGAAUAUAAUAACAACUCUUGGUUAGAUGUACACUCUUACCCCUCUCUUAAAGGUUUGACAAGAAAAAAGACAUUGUUUCUGUUAUGUUUUGACUUUGCAUUACUGUAUGAAGGCUGAAUAACUUUGACCCUCCUGUGGAAACGUUGAUGAUAACAUCAAAUUUAAUAACCGUCCAAAGUGUAACUUCAGGGUAAUACUUUGUAUUUUAAACCCUCUGCUCUCUGAGUAUUAAGAAACAUGCCCUGUCCUCUUUCCCCAAGAUGUGAAAAGGAGUUAUUCCAUGCUUUUUAGGAGCUGCAAACAUUGCUUCAAAGAGACAUUUGGAAAUGUAUCCUCCAUUAUGGAAUCAAAUUCUUGCAUUUAUUUUUUAAAAAGAAGAAUGUAAUUGGAAUCUUACCUUCAAAAGAAUAUAUGGGAAGCAUUUGCAAUGAAAUACUCAGUUUCUUUAAAAAAAAAAAACAAAUAAGAAAAGGGACACAGCUUCUUUUAAAACUCUAGUUUCUGGCCAUAUUCAACUUCAUGGGACUUCUAAAACAUCAUUCUAUUUUAAAUUUUAUUUAAGAGCAUUUUUGUACUGCUGUCUCUGAAUGUCAUGGAAUGUUCUGUAAUUCUAUGGUGUUUCUGGUUUCAUUUAAAAUUUUUUUUCAUCUGUAUCACAGUCAAAUUAGAUACCAUUUCCCCAAUUCCUUGGGCUUUCUGUAGAUCAGUGGAUGUUAGGUUUAAAUUUCUGUUUUCUUUGAUGAAGCUUUCAAUAAAAAAUGGAAAUAAAAUCAAUA